Molecule: messenger RNA, 3117 nt
Organism: Penicillium soppii
Lineage: Eukaryota; Fungi; Ascomycota; Eurotiomycetes; Eurotiales; Aspergillaceae
Product: NRPS-like enzyme
Exons: 3
Coding region: 1-3117 (1038 amino acids)
Source: RefSeq, a predicted model, not a curated record
AUGGCAGAUCAAUGUAGCGCCCGACUCUGGGCGACGAUCGUCGAUCACCGCGCCCAAUCGGCGCCGAAUGCGCUCGUCGGUCUUAUCCCAAAAGGCUCUGAGGUGGCCGACGGCUACCAUGAGUUGACCUUCCAAGGCCUCGUCCAUGCAGUGAAUGCCUGUGCUCGCUGGAUUGAAACGCGCAUCGGCCGUGCCAAGCAGCCCGAGACUGUCGCUUACAUGGCUGCGAAUGAUGUGCGGUAUUUGGUCAUUAUCCUGGCCUUCCAUAAAACUGGGUAUAAGCCUCUCCUCCUUUCCCACCGUCUCUCGGAUGAAGCUUAUAAACAUAUCCUCACCGCGACCAAUUGUCAAGCUUUCUUUUAUACCCCGGAUAAGCAUCUUCGCGUCUCCGAAAUUCAAGCUGCCACUACCAAUAUAACCGUGUUCGAAGUUCCGUCCCUGAAAGGACUUCUUGAGUCGGACAGCGCCCCAUACCCAUUCGAAAAAACCUUUCAAGAGGCCGAGGAUGAGGUGUCCAUUUGCAUUCAUAGCUCCGGUACUACAGGCAUGCCGAAGCCGGUGCCUCUCACCCACGGUUUCUUCUCAACUAUGGAUAUAUCAGCCUAUCUUCCCCGGCCCCCGGGACGUCGGGCAAGUGUGUUCUUCGACCUCAAUCCUGGUCAGCUGGUGGUAUCCACUACCCCUUCAUUCCAUCUCAUGGGGCUGAUAGCAUUCGCCGAAUCCCUCUUCCACGGGAUUCCCUUUGUGUUAUGUCCUGAUCAGCCCAUUUCUGCAGGUCUGAUCAUUGAUGUGAUCCAGGCCACCAACCCCACCGCCGCUCUGCUGGGCCCUUCUAUGCUGGCGGAUAUGGUUGAUUCACCGAAGGCACGCGAGACCCUUCGAACACUCGAUGCCGUCUACUUCGGAGGUGCGCCACUCGCCCCUGAGGUGGGCGAUAUCCUGGAAACCGACACCAAUGUCAUUACGCUCUUUGGAUCCAGUGAGAUGGGUCUGCUCAACUCUUUCGUGCCCAAAGGAGAAAAAGUAUGGAACUACUUCGAGUGGAGCCCCGAGUAUGGUGUGAAAAUGGAGCAUCAGGAUGAUGGCCUAUAUGAGCUUGUCAUCCCGCGCCGCCCCAACAGCCGCCGGAUUCAUGGCAUCUUCCACACAUUCCCCCAUCUUGGUGAAUACCAUAGCAACGACCUUUUCGAGCAACACCCAGAGCGUCCGGAACUGUGGAAAUACCAUGGCCGCAAGGAUGAUGUUCUUGUCCUGAGUAACGGCGAAAAGCUUAAUCCCGUCACUCUGGAGGUGACUGUGGCGCACUGCCCAGGCGUCAAGCACGCCCUGAUGAUUGGCCAAGGUCGAUUCGAAACGGCGUUGUUAGUCGAGCCAACGAAGCCUGUGGAGGAGGAGAAGGCGUUCGUGGAGGCCAUCUGGCCGACGGUUGAGCAGGCCAAUCAAACGGUGCCCAAGUAUGGACGGGUCUCAAAGAACAAGAUCAGGGUGGCUUCGGCUGCUAAGCCAUUCAAGGUGACGCCUAAGGGCGUGUUGCAUCGCCGCACCAUUAAUAAUGAUUACCACGAAGAAAUUGAAGCCAUCUACGCCGCGGCAGAUGACACUGCAGGUGCGCCUCCACUGCCCGAGACGCUGGAAUUCGAAACUCUCCGCGACUACGUCCACAAUUUGUUGUCAGAGAUUCUUGAGCGCUCCGAUCUCACGGACGACGAGGACCUUUACGGCGCUGGGCUGGACUCAUUGCAGACCAUCCACUUGGCGCGGAAGUUGCACACUGCUAUCGCUGCCCGGCUGCCGGACAGCACUACAACAAUCAACCAGCAGCAGAUCUACGCCAAUCCGACACUCUCUCGACUGGCUCAAUAUCGCAUCGCUAAGAUGGUUAAGAAGUACACUUCUCAAUUGCCCCGACGAUGCUCGCUUCCCAUCCAUUUUCCCGAUAAAUCUACCGUUAUCCUCACCGGCUCCACCGGCUCCCUGGGCACCUACCUCCUUCAUCAACUCCUCACAGACUCCACUAUUGCUAAGGUCUAUUGCUUCAACCGCUCCGACGAGGCACAGAGCCGUCAACGUGCGAUAUUUGCCAGCAAAGGACUCGACCCUACAUUACUAGAUGAUCCAUCCCGGGCAGAAUUCCUCACUGUUAUCGUCGGCGCACGCCAAUUCGGUCUCCCGGAUGCCACCUACCACAAGCUGUUGGACUCAGUGAACCUAAUCAUCCACAAUGCCUGGAAGGUCAACUUCAAUCAGCCACUGGAGUCCUUCGAAGACCCUCACUUAUAUGGCGUGCUGGAGUUCUUGUGGUUCAGCCACCGCAGCGCUGCACGCGCUCACCUGACCUUCAUCUCUUCGGUCAGCACCAUCGGCGAGUGGGACUCGGCUACCAUGGGACCGGUUGUGCCCGAGGCGCCUGUAGAAUCUUCUGACGCUGUGAUGGAACAGGGCUAUGGCGAGUCCAAGUAUGUGGGCGAGCGGUUAUGUUGGGCGGCGGCGCAUGACGCUGGUAUCCCGACGACGGUGCUCAGAGUCGGACAAAUCGGCGGCCCAACAACACGCGAGGGCAUGUGGAAUGUCGAUGAAUGGCUGCCGACUCUUGUAAAGACGAGUGUAGCAAUGGGCAAGGUGCCAGCUGAUUUGGGCGCGUAUCGAAUUGACUGGGUGCCUGUGGUAAGCUUUCCUCCCUUCAUAGUCUCAUCCAAAAUCUCGAUGGCUAACGGAACCAACGUAAAGAAUAUCCUCGCUACAAUUAUUGUUGAACUCGCCCACACCCGUCAAGAGGAGCAGCAACACACUCCGCACGGGGUCUACCACCUGGUGAACCCGAAGCAGGUCAAGUGGGAGAGCAUGAUGCCCGUAAUUAAGACCAAGUACGAUGAUGUGCAGAGCGUGGCCUUAGAGGAGUGGCUCCAUGAGCUGGGGGCGGUGCAAUCGCCCACAGAGGCUGAGGUACGCGCCAAACCGGCUCUGAAGCUGCUUGACUUCUACCGGGGUUUGACCGGAAAUGCUCUUUCGAUGGAAGUGAGUGUGGAGAGGGCGCAGAAGGCGAGUUUAACAAUGGCAAAGCUGGGCCCAGUGACGGCGGAUCUGCUGGCAAAUUGGUUGGAGCAGUGGAAGUUUUGA